Molecule: messenger RNA, 5154 nt
Organism: Notolabrus celidotus (New Zealand spotty)
Lineage: Eukaryota; Metazoa; Chordata; Actinopteri; Labriformes; Labridae
Gene: atp8a2
Product: ATPase phospholipid transporting 8A2
Exons: 36
Coding region: 585-4031 (1148 amino acids)
Biological process (GO): phospholipid translocation; neuron development
Cellular component (GO): plasma membrane
Molecular function (GO): ATP hydrolysis activity; magnesium ion binding; ATPase-coupled intramembrane lipid carrier activity
Source: RefSeq, a predicted model, not a curated record
CCCCACGGUGCCCUUGCAGAACCACUCAUAUAAUCCCAGUAUGAGGCGCACUCGAGGGUAGAAAGAGUCCCGCUCCCGGCGCUCAUGUGGGGGUGAAUGAGCGCAGAUCACGACGCUUGAAAAUGGUUGGAGAUGACAAAGCCAGGCAGGCGGGGAGGAGAGGCAGGGAGUCUGCAGGAGACGCGUGUUGCAUCCUCUUCUGUCACUUUUUUUUCUUGGGGUUGAUUCGUUCCUGCAGCUUUGUGACAUCCACGAUGUGCGCCGGCUCAUAUCUGUGUGACAUGUGGACACGUUGACGCGCUGAUAGGACAGACGAACCCGGUGUGUUUGUUCGCCAUUGUGCAUCCCUCAGCACAUCCAUUAUACGCUGGGGGUCCCGUGGGCGUCGCGUGUGUGCAUUGACGGUACCUGCAUAAUAAUACUGACAGACAAGGGGAGUUUAUACCGGAAAACGUCAUUGAAUCGACCCCUCCAGCUUCAGCAUACAUCAGCAUACAGUAGUCUCUGCCUCGCCUCUCUCCCAUCAAUCCAACGGUGCAGGACCUGCUUGCUCGUCCUCCGGUUACCGCAAGGCAGAUGAUGAGAUGUCCGGGACCACUUCCCAGGCGGAUCCCAUAGACGCCUCGGCGCGGACGGUGCUGCUCAACGGGCCCCAGGUUACCAAGUUCUGCGACAACCAUGUCAGUACCACCAAGUAUGGGGUCCUCACCUUUUUGCCCCGGUUCCUGUACGAGCAGAUCAGGCGGGCUGCAAACUCCUUCUUCCUGUUCAUCGCACUUAUGCAGCAAAUUCCUGAUGUAUCACCGACCGGUCGCUACACCACGCUGGUCCCGCUCAUCUUCAUCCUCACUGUGGCCGGGAUCAAAGAGAUCAUAGAGGACUACAAAAGACACAAAGCAGACAACACGGUGAACAAGAAGAAGACAACAGUGCUGCGGAACGGAGCCUGGCAGACGGUCAUCUGGAAACAGGUGGCAGUAGGAGACAUAGUGAAGGUGACCAAUGGCCAACACCUUCCAGCUGACAUGGUUAUUGUGUCCUCCAGCGAGCCUCAGGCCAUGUGUUACAUCGAGACCUCCAACCUGGACGGAGAAACCAACCUGAAGAUCAGACAGGGUCUCCCACUCACAGCAUCGGCACAGACUCUGGAGGAUUUGAUGGGGAUGUCUGGCCGUUUGGAGUGUGAGGGCCCCAACAGACACCUGUAUGAUUUCACUGGCACAUUGCGGCUGGAGAACCAAAAUCCAGCUCCCCUGGGUCCAGACCAGGUGCUGCUGCGUGGCGCUCAGCUCAGAAACACGCAGUGGGCUGCAGGAAUUGUCGUCUACACUGGUCACGACUCCAAACUGAUGCAGAACUCCACCAAGGCCCCCCUGAAGCGUUCCAAUGUGGAGCGGGUGACCAACAUGCAGAUCCUGGUCCUGUUUGGCAUCCUGCUGGUCAUGGCCCUGGUCAGCUCUGUGGGUGCUGCCAUCUGGAACAGGGAACACACUGAAGACGCGUGCUGGUACCUGUCCCGGGCAGGCGACAUCUCCACUAACUUUGCAUACAACCUGCUGACGUUCAUCAUCCUGUACAACAACCUGAUCCCCAUCAGCUUGCUGGUCACUCUGGAGGUGGUGAAGUUCACUCAGGCGCUCUUCAUCAACUGGGACAUGGAGAUGUACUACGCAGAGACAGACACGCCGGCCAUGGCUCGAACGUCCAAUCUAAAUGAGGAACUGGGCCAGGUGAAGUAUCUCUUCUCUGACAAGACAGGAACUCUGACCUGUAAUGUCAUGCACUUUAAGAAGUGUACCAUAGCCGGCAUCACAUACGGCCACUUCCCUGAUCUUGACUGUGACCGUUCCAUGGAGGACUUCAGCAAUCUACCGUCCAACAGCAACAACUCCACAGAGUUUGAUGACCCAACGCUCGUCCAGAACAUAGAGAGCCAUCCUACAUCGCCUCAGAUCUGUGAGUUCCUGACGAUGAUGGCAGUGUGCCACACUGUGGUCCCAGAGAGAGAGGACGACCAGCUCAUCUACCAGGCGUCCUCCCCGGAUGAAGGAGCGCUGGUCAAAGGGGCGAAAGGCCUGGGUUUUGUCUUCACUGGGAGAACGCCCGACUCGGUCAUAAUAGAAGCUAGGGGGAAAGAGAUGAGCUAUGAGCUGCUGAAUGUUCUGGAGUUUUCCAGUAACCGCAAACGCAUGUCUGUGGUGGUCAGGACGCCCACUGGGAAGCUACGCCUGUUCUGCAAAGGAGCGGAUAAUGUCAUUUUUGAACGGCUGACCGAGUCGUCACAGUACAAAGAAUUAACUGUUGCUCAUCUGGAACAAUUCGCCACGGAGGGCCUGAGGACUCUGUGCUUCGCUUAUGUGGACCUGGAGGAAGGUGCCUACCAGGAGUGGCUGAAAGAAUACAAUCGUGUCAGCACGGUGCUCAAAGACCGCGCUCAGAAACUUGAGGAGUGCUAUGAACUACUGGAAAAAAACUUGCUGCUGCUGGGCGCCACAGCCAUAGAAGACCGUCUCCAGGCUGGUGUGCCCGAGACCAUCGCCACUCUGAUGAGAGCCGACAUCAAGAUCUGGGUCCUCACCGGAGACAAGCAGGAGACGGCCAUCAACAUAGGUUACUCCUGUCGUCUGGUGACACACGGCAUGUCCCUCAUCAUCGUCAACGAGGACUCUCUGGAUGCGACUCGGGCCACGCUGACAGCUCACUGCUCGUCCCUAGGUGACUCUCUGAGGAAGGAAAACGAGCUGGCGCUGAUCAUCGAUGGUCAGACUCUGAAAUACGCACUGUCCUUUGAGCUUCGCCAGGCCUUCCUCGACUUGGCGUUGUCAUGCAAGGCUGUCAUCUGCUGCCGAGUCUCCCCGCUGCAGAAGUCAGAGAUUGUUGACAUGGUGAAGAAACAUGUCAAGGCCAUCACUCUGGCGAUAGGCGACGGUGCUAACGAUGUGGGCAUGAUUCAGACGGCUCACGUUGGAGUAGGGAUCAGCGGCAAUGAGGGAAUGCAGGCUACCAACUCCUCUGACUACUCCAUAGCACAGUUCUCCUACCUAGAGAAGCUGCUAUUGGUCCACGGGGCAUGGAGCUACAACCGUGUCACCAAGUGCAUCCUCUACUGUUUCUAUAAGAAUGUGGUCCUCUACAUUAUAGAGCUCUGGUUCGCCUUUGUGAACGGGUUCUCCGGGCAGAUCCUCUUUGAGCGCUGGUGUAUAGGCCUCUACAACGUGAUAUUUACUGCACUGCCUCCCUUCACUCUGGGGAUAUUCGACCGGCCGUGCAGCCAGCAGAACAUGCUCCGUUUCCCCCAGCUCUACCGAAUUACCCAGAAUGCCGAGGGCUUCAACACCAAGGUGUUUUGGGGUCACUGUAUCAAUGCACUGAUUCAUUCUAUUAUCCUAUUCUGGUUUCCUCUCAAAAUGUUGGAGCACGACUCUCCCUUUAACAACGGUCAGGGAAACGACUACCUGUUUGUUGGGAACAUGGUCUACACAUAUGUGGUAGUUACAGUAUGCCUGAAAGCUGGAAUGGAGACCACAGCCUGGACGAGGUUUUCCCACCUGGCUGUGUGGGGAAGCAUGGCGCUCUGGAUGGUCUUCUUUGCUGUCUACUCCGCCAUCUGGCCCACCAUCCCUAUUGCCCCUGACAUGCUGGGCCAGGCUGGCAAGGUGAUGCAGUGCUGGCACUUCUGGCUGGGCCUGGUCCUGGUGCCUACUGCGUGUUUACUCAAAGACUUCGCUUGGACCGCCACACGCCGCACUGUGAGGAAGUCUCUUCUGGAGGAGGUGCAGGAGCUGGAGGCUCGGGCCGUCGACCCAGGGGCGGCUGUGCUGAGGGAUGCCAGUGGGCGCAGUCUAAACGAACGGGCCCAUCUGCUGACAAGAGUCUUUAGGAAAACGCCUUCAAGCGUUGGACGCUCCAACUCGGUGCAGCAGACUGUGUCACAUGGCUACGCCUUCUCUCAGGAGGAGCACGGUGUGGUCUCCCAAUCCCAGGUUGUGCGCUCUUACGACACCACUCGCCAACAACGCCCAAGCCUCUAGCACCCGCCCUGACCAAGGCUUCUGCUCACCGUACCAACGGUUGUCAAAGUGACAGUGGAGACAGACUCAUGAGAAACCCUCUCGCCGGAUGACCGACCCCUGCUGUGGCCUUACUUGGAACUAUGACCUGAACCCUGGAGGGUGGGGGGGGUCAAGGUUAGGCGUGGAGGCCGGCGCCGGCGCACUGAGGACUGACUUGAGAGAAGGGACCAGGUCGACUUGAUGGAAUAAACGUUCUUUAAACUCACACAAGCUGCACAAGCAUGAGCAAUCGUAUCCACGCACAGACAUGACAAGUCAAACUCAGAGACUGCUCCUCAUAUCUGUAUACCCCCAGACUGGGUUUGCUUCAUGCCACUGUGUGUGUGUGUGUGUGUGUGUGUGUGUGUGUGUGUGUGUGUGUGUGUGUGUGUGUGUGUGUGUGUGUGUGUGUGUGUGUGUGUGUGUGUGUGUGUGUGUGUGUGUGCUCAUUCCAGUGCGUCUGUAUCUGCCUGUGCAUGUAUGUCCGCACGCAUCAGCGCUCCUGUGUUUGUGUGCAUGUGUGUGUCUGCCCCUGCGUGAGUUUGCUUCCAAGGUUCUCUCUCAUCUUUGACGUGAGGUGGGUUUAGCUAAUCAGUCAUCACACGCCUGCAUGGGAGGAGGGGAGGGGGGGACGUCAAAAUAAACACACGCACAUGAGCCGGUGAAUUCCUUUAAAGUGGGACGGAGGGAGGCAGAGACCGAGCCCUGCAUCCAAGCUUCCACAGCUCGCACCUCUGCGUCCCGUCAGAGCACCGAGCCUCACUGCCAAACACCUCUGAGAUGCCACUGAGGCAGAACGCUAACGCCAAACUGGACCACCGCCCUGCUGUAACCCCUCCAGCUCUGACCCCAGCGGGACCUCCUCUUGCUUCCUCCCUGUCCCUCUCUGCAGCCUCUGUCUCUAGAUCACAGCUCCUCAUCCUGGCCAGUCUGUUUUCUAAUCCGCUCUGUUUCUCGUGGUCUUUGACCGCUCCUGUGAUUCCUGUCUUGCAUCUUCAGCUGACCUAGAAGAAGCAAGCCUGGCAUUUGAGCUUCCUCCUUCAGUUGUGUUGGAUUUCUUUACCAGGUUCUUAUUUUUUUAUUAAAGUGAACAUUAAUUGUG